Molecule: messenger RNA, 5395 nt
Organism: Lepisosteus oculatus (spotted gar)
Lineage: Eukaryota; Metazoa; Chordata; Actinopteri; Semionotiformes; Lepisosteidae
Gene: npepps
Product: aminopeptidase puromycin sensitive
Biological process (GO): peptide catabolic process; proteolysis
Cellular component (GO): cytoplasm
Molecular function (GO): zinc ion binding; peptide binding; metalloaminopeptidase activity
Source: RefSeq, a predicted model, not a curated record
GCCCAUAUUAUAGACAAUGUAAAUGUUGUGUCUUUUUCAUUAAUAGUCUCUUCAAGUCUCAUAUUUUCAAUUGAUAGUUUAUAUUUAUGCUUCCUGUAUCCAGUACUGUGCUUUUGUCUACACUACAUUUUUCUACAUCAUCUGUCAUGUGUUUUUCUAGUCUUGAAUUUUAUGUCAUGUUUUUUAAUUUCAUUUGCUGCUUCUACAAUAUUUGCCAAUCCACCUAAUUUGGUUUAGUUUGUAAACCUGUCUAGUUUAAUAACUGUACCAGAAUCAUGGAUGGGAAGGAAGAGCAGUGGUCCUUGUACUGAUACUUGUGGUACUUCACUAAUUACAUCACCACAAUUUGUGCAUUCUCAUCUCAACAGUAUCCUCACACUAUCCUUACAGCAUUCCCAUUUGUAUCCUCUGUUUUCUAUCCCUUAAUCAGGUUUCAAACACAAAUUUCCACUAAAAUUUCCACUGACACUGUAUUUCCCUCUGUUGCAUGGGUGACAUACUGUAUGAAGAUGUAUUUGAAGGCAACACUAAACCUUUAAAAUACGUUUGUGUCUUGUGGUCGUUUAAGGAUAGAGAAUACACACUACAACAGUCUGACAAAAAAAGGCUACACAUAAAAUCUAUUGUAUACAAGUGCAGACACACGGGAGCAAUGGGGCAUAACUUCAUGAGAAAUUAAUUCAUGAAAACGUAAGCUGUAACCAUGUAUAUUUUGUAGGUUAGAAAUUGGCUUGUCACCAGAAUCUAAUCUAAACCACACAAUUAUUGUGCGUCUUCGAAUAGCAUAGUGGAUGUUUUCAGACUGUAACAUAAAUCGAGCAAUAUUCAUAAAUAUGGCACAGCAAGGAUUCACGGAUUCUGGGCCUGUAACCGAAGGGCUGGAGGUUUGAGUCCUGGGAGACACACAGUACAGUCCACAGCUGCAUACAGUACAUCGACGCAAAUCUAAGCUACUCUGUGUAAAAGUAUCAGUCAAAAUAAAAAGUAAAUACUAUCAUAUUGAGAUUAUGCUUGAUCCACCUUAAAAAGAAAAAAAACGUAAGGUCUUACAUAGGAAACUAUUUGAGAACCAAUACACACAUCAUCAUAAACUGUACACUUUGUAGCUGCUGGGAAAUGUAUGAAUAACAUUCAUGCCUUCACAACUCAAGGAUGUAAAAGUAUAGUGCUUCUAUAGUUUAAUGUGCUGUAGUAUGUCUUUACUAUUCAGGUUGAAGAAAAGGUCCGUCCCUUGCCCCCAGCUUGGCUGUGGCAGACGGGCGCUUGCGGCUGAGGGAGGGACCGGGGAGGCGCCGGGCGUACGGAGACGUUACGUCCUGACGGAGCUGCGCACGCAUUGCUUGUUUCUGUUGAGCCGAGAAAGCCACGGCUGUAAUUCUCUUUUUUUAUAUGCUGUUGGGUCUGAGCCGUCGGGUUCUGGUGUCGUCUGUGAAAGUCUUAGUCCCUGAAACACAGGUUUCGCUUUCCACCCUCAUUUUCGUGCGCUCUGCAGCCCGGGUGCCAGUCAGUCCGAGUCACCGCGCCGUCUCCGCCAGCAGCCUCAGCCGAGCUCCAGCCGCAGACACCAUGCCCGAGAGGAGGCCCUUCGAGCGGCUGCCCACUGACGUCUACCCCGUCAAUUACGGGCUCUGCCUGAAGCCCGACCUCAUCGACUUCACCUUCGAGGGCAAGCUGGAGGCCAUCGUGCAGGUGACACAGGCGACAAAUCAGAUUGUAAUGAACUGUGCUGAUAUUGACAUAAUCACAGCAUCAUUCGUGCCCGAGGGAGGAGAAGAAAUAAAUGCUACAGGAUUCAACUAUCAAAAUGAGGAUGAAAAAGUUACUUUGUCAUUCCCAAGUGUUUUAAAAAGAGGUUCUGGUACUCUAAAGAUAGAUUUUGUUGGAGAACUCAAUGACAAAAUGAAAGGUUUUUACAGAAGUAAAUAUGCAAUUCCUUCAGGAGAAAUACGCUAUGCUGCUGUCACACAAUUUGAGGCUACCGAUGCUCGCAGAGCUUUCCCAUGCUGGGAUGAGCCAGCGAUCAAAGCCACAUUUGACAUCAUACUGAUUGUUCCAAAGGACAGGGUAGCUUUGUCAAAUAUGAAUGUUAUUGAACGAAAGCCAUAUCCUGAAGAUGAUAACCUUUUAGAAAUAAAGUUUGCUAGAACACCGAUAAUGUCCACGUAUUUAGUAGCAUUUGUUGUAGGGGAGUAUGACUUUGUUGAAAGCAAGUCAUCUGAUGGUGUGAUAGUUCGUGUUUAUACACCAGUUGGGAAAGCGGAACAAGGGAAAUUUGCUUUAGAGGUAGCAACCAAGACCUUACCUUUCUACAAAGAUUAUUUCAAUGUUCCAUACCCUCUGCCUAAAAUUGAUCUUAUAGCUAUUGCCGAUUUUGCUGCUGGUGCCAUGGAGAACUGGGGCCUAGUUACAUACAGAGAGACAGCGCUGCUCAUUGACCCUAAGAAUUCCUGCUCCUCCUCGCGACAGUGGGUGGCCUUAGUGGUUGGCCAUGAGCUGGCUCACCAGUGGUUUGGAAACCUGGUCACUAUGGAAUGGUGGACCCAUCUUUGGUUAAAUGAAGGCUUUGCCUCCUGGAUUGAGUACCUGUGUGUUGACCACUGCUUCCCGGAGUACGACAUCUGGACACAGUUUGUCUCGGCUGACUACACACGAGCGCUAGACCUUGAUGCCUUGGACAACAGCCAUCCCAUUGAGGUCAGUGUAGGACACCCAUCGGAAGUUGAUGAGAUCUUUGAUGCAAUCUCCUACAGUAAAGGAGCAUCUGUAAUCCGUAUGCUUCAUAACUACAUAGGGGAUGAGGACUUCAGGAAAGGAAUGAAUGCCUACCUUACAAAGUUUCAACACAGAAACGCAUCAACAGAGGACUUGUGGGAGUGCCUGGAACAAUCAAGUGGAAAACCAAUAGCUGCUGUUAUGAGCACGUGGACCAAACAAAUGGGAUUUCCCAUUAUUGUUGUGGAUCAAGAGCAGCAAGGAGAAGACAGGGUGCUGAAGUUGUCCCAGAAGAAGUUCUGUGCCAGUGGGCCAUACAAUGGUGAUGAGUGUCCAAGCUGGAAGGUGCCCAUCAGUAUCUGCUCCAGUGAUGACCCCAGCUGCACCAAGCUGAGUGUGCUGCUGGACAGUCCUGAAACCACUGUCACUGUGAGAAAUGUGGGACAAGAUCAGUGGGUUAAGAUCAACCCAGGGACGGUGGGAUUCUUUCGCAUCCAGUACAGUCCCGCCAUGCUGCAGAGCCUGCUGCCCGGCAUCCGCGACCUCACGUUGCCACCUGUUGACAGGCUGGGCCUGCAGAACGACCUCUUCUCCCUGGCCAGGGCCGGUAUGAUCAGCACAGUGGAGGUAUUGAAAUUGAUGGAGGCCUUUGUCAAUGAGCCCAACUACACCGUGUGGAGUGACCUGAGCUGCAACCUGGGCGUCCUGUCCUCCCUUCUGUCACACACCGACUAUCACGAGGAAUUACAGGAGUUCAUCCGUGACCUCUUCACCCCUAUUGGGCAGAAGCUGGGCUGGGACACCAAGCAGGGGGAGGGACACCUGGAUGCUCUCCUCAGGGGCCUGGUGCUGGGCAAGCUGGGCAAAGCCGGACACAAGCCCACCCUGGACGAGGCACGCCGCCGCUUUAAGGAUCAUGUUGAGGGGAAACAGAUGCUCUCUGCUGACCUCAGGAGCCCGGUCUAUUUAACAGUAUUGAAGCACGGAGACAGUACAACUUUGGACACUAUGCUGAAGCUCCACAAACAAGCAGACAUGCAGGAAGAGAAAAAUCGCAUUGAGAGAGUGCUGGGAGCCAUUUCUGCCCCUGAUCUCAUCCAAAAAGUGCUGAACUUCGCUCUGUCGGAGGAGGUGCGUCCCCAGGACACGGUGUCCGUCAUAGGGGGCGUGGCAGGCAGCAGUAAACAGGGCCGGAAGGCAGCCUGGAAAUUUGUGAAGGACAACUGGGAGGAGCUGCACAACCGCUACCAGGGAGGAUUUCUGAUAUCCAGGCUGAUCAAGCUUACUGUAGAUGGUUUUGCUGUAGAUAAGAUGGCUGCAGAAGUGAAGAGCUUCUUCGAGAGCCACCACGCCCCCGCAGCCGAGCGGACGGUGCAGCAGUGCUGCGAGAACAUCCUCCUGAACACCGCCUGGCUGAAGCGUGACGCCGAGGACAUCCACCAGUAUAUCCUGCAGCGCCGAGCCCCACCCAGCGCCGCCGUCUGACGCCCUGCGGCCCGCGCCGUCCCGCAACCGGGCCAGGGGCCGAGGGAGGAGUCAGCCACGCUCUCCUGACUCCACUUCUCCACAUCAAGUAGACAGGACUGGUUGGAAAAUGAAUGUAGUUAACCCCAUUCUGCCCACGCCAGAUUGUUUUCCCCAGACGGAACCGUGCUUGCAAGUAACUAAGCAACAUAACUUAAAACACACAACAUAACAUUGUUGGUGUGAAAUGAUUCUGGCCAAUUUUGUUUCAUAUUGACAUAAGUGGAAAUGUUGCAUUGUUGAGCGUACUGUGAAAUGAUGAAUUUGCUUUUCUGGAAACAAAGCGUCAAGCGACCACGAGGCAGCUCUGGCACCUCACUGGGGGUCAGGCGGUCAAGUGGAGCUGGGCAGGAUGGGCUUAACUUCUCCUCGCGCGGAGAGCAGCCGUUAGCACACAGCAGCGCUGAAGGGUGAUGCUGAGAAUAGCUCAGUGGGAAUGGCUGAAACUAGCAUGGAACUUGAUAUGUAUCUAUCCAGUGUUUAUUCACGCAAGACUUCUCACUCAAGAAUGGUGAUGUACAUGAUUUUCUUCCCUCCUCCGUUUCGUAGCCCUUUUCCAGAAGGACUCUUUUCUUUUCCAUGGUCCCACACCUCCUUGACCCUGAGCUGCGUCCUCUGUAGAGCAGCACAGAGCCUCUGCCUGGAAACACAUCUGUGUAUCAGCCACAUUAAAUAAAAUUAGAUACAGAUAUUUUAGUAGAUUUAGCAAUUGUUUUAAAGUUGUGAAACUCAUGAAAAGUUCUUCAAAGCGAUUUGGGCCUUUUAAAUGACAUUUACAGAUAAUGCUGCAUAUUAAAUUAGUUUUAAAGAAAUGAAACUUUCAGGCCCUGAGAACUUUGCCACAAAGUAACUAGGAUUUCACGGCUAUUGAAUUAAGAAGCCUUAAAUUGGUUAAACUGGUUUGCAAUAAUUAUUACACUGUGAAGUGGUAAUAGUUACUACACUGAAAAUAAAGCAAUGUUGUACUAACAUUACAAAUCUACGUGUAGACUUGUUGAAAGGAUAUAUUUACAUACAAUUUGCUAUUUAGUGUGGCUUUGAACCAUACUGGAGAAGGUCAUCAAACUAAUUGUCAAAUUGCUUCCCUGAAACAUCUGUUGUGCUUUUGUUUAAAAAACGGUUGGUGUUCAUAAAAUAAAAAAUCAACAAGAAGUGUCAA